This is a messenger RNA of Cetraspora pellucida, 498 nucleotides long. Lineage: Eukaryota; Fungi; Glomeromycota; Glomeromycetes; Diversisporales; Gigasporaceae. The record is from the annotation of a GenBank genome assembly.
AUGAGAUUUACUUAUAAGCAGUAUAAGAAGAGGAUAUAUAUAGAUGGUCAUAAAAGAGAGGAUGUUGCUGAAUAUCAUCAAGAGUUUUUACAAAAAAUGAAGGAGUAUAACAAAUUAAUGCCAAAGUGGUUAGAUGCUAACUGUGAAAUUCAUGAAAUGCUACAUCUCUUACCAGAAGAGAAUAAACAUAUGUUAGUUACUCAUGAUCUGUUAAAAAAGAAAGGUCUUGGCCUAGAACUUCAUGUUAGUAAGUUUCUUACUGAAGAAAUUGAGAGAGUAUGGGUAUUUGACAAUGCAACUAGUCAUACUAUAAUAGCACCUAAUGCACUAGUUGCCUCCAAAAUGAAUCUAUAUCCUGAUGGCAAACAAUCAGAAAUGAAGAAUACUAUUUGGAAUAGUGAAAUGCAAAUGAUGAUAUAUUCUGAUAAUCAUGAAAAACCUUCUUUACGAUCACAACCAAAAGGAAUAAAAGCUUUUCUUAAAGAGAAAGGUCUUUGA